This is a messenger RNA of Dromiciops gliroides (monito del monte), 1064 nucleotides long. Its product is annotated as F-box only protein 21-like. The transcript is spliced from 7 exons. The record is from RefSeq and is a predicted model, not a curated record. Lineage: Eukaryota; Metazoa; Chordata; Mammalia; Microbiotheria; Microbiotheriidae. Gene Ontology annotation, molecular function: DNA binding. Bases 301 to 933 code for a protein of 210 amino acids.
CGUGGCACCUCCCGGUCAGCCCCUAGGCUAGAGUCUGUUCUCCCCUAUCAUCUUCCCAAGGGGAGACUGGCAUCUCUGUGGGGCUGAAAGGAAGAAGCAUUAGAGAUCUUCGGGUCGGGCGCCAGGAGGGAGGUACUUGUGUGGUCUAGGAGCAGGGAGGCGGCUACUAACUACCUUUUGCUCCUCUCGUCCUACCUGCACUUGGAGACUCGGCUUCUGAACCAGCACUGCAAAAAGCCUACUGUCUGGAAAGAUAAGGCUGGCAAAGAAAAGCAACUUGGAGGAAGUAUCAUUGUUGAGAUGCCUACCAUUAAUGCUAUUAUGAUUAUACAACUCUGUGUCCUUGUAGCUGCAUUACCAGCUCAAUAUUUACUUUCUCAGUGGUAUAGAGCUGAUUCUACUCAAAGCCUUCAAGUAAUAGAAAGGUUAAUUGGCUACUGGAACAAGUUUAGAUGGUCAUUCCUGGGUCUGAAUGCCUGGAUGAGCAGUUUAAAGCACCAGAUGGUAAAGAUGAGGAACUGGUACAAUGAAGAUGAAGAAUACAUCCAUGCUUACUUUGCAGAACCAACUCGAAUUCGAAGUCCAAGGCCACAAUUUGUUCAGUUUAAUGUGGGAAUGGUGAUAAUGCACAAGCAGCUUGGCUAUUCAGGCGUAAUUAUUGGUUGGGAUUCAGAAGCCAGAGCUCCAGAAGAGUGGCUAAAACAGAAAUAUCCUCCUGAGAAAGAGUAUUUAAGAAAAUCUCCUCAUUAUCGAAUUCUAGUCAAUAAGUCCAACAGAAUUGGUAUAUCUACAAUCUAUGUUCCAGAGGAGAACCUAAAAGUUAUUACAGGAUAUGAGGUAUUCCAUCCUGACUUGAAAGUCUACUUCAGCAAGUUUGAUGGAUCCAAAUACAUUAUGCAGCCAUGGCUAAAACAAAUUUAUCCUCAUGAUUAAACCCAUUUUAAUCAAUACCUGCAUUUGUUGUACAGCCCCACAUCUAAAUUUUUCCUUUACUGUGACAAAUGGAAAGCAGGGUACAACUGAUACAGCUUAUUCUUCUGAAAUAAAUGAACAUUUUAAAAACA